GGGUGAGUGGGGGGAGCGUGUGCGCUCGCUGCGCCCCGCUCACUGCGGCCGGCGGCUGCCUGCCGUGCGGAGCGGAGCCUAGGCGCCCCGUCGGGGAGAGCCGCGCUCGCAUGGCCGCGCCGCGCCGCGCCGCCGCCGCCGCCGCGGGGCCGGGAGGGGCCGCGGGAGGAGGAUGAGGCGGACGGCGGGGCGGCGGCGGCGGCGGCGGCGCGGAGGAUGAAGUGGAGCGUGCGGGGAGCCUGCGCCGCGCUCUCCAGCUGCCUCCUGCUCGCCUGCGCCCUCAGCGCCGCCGCCGUGGGCCUCAAGUGCUUCUCGCUGGGCUCCGAGCUCAAGGGCGAGCCCUUUCGCCUGGGCACCGCCGCCGGCGCCUUCUACUCGGGACUGCUGCUGGCCGCCGGCCUCUCGCUGCUCGCCGCCGCGCUGCUCUGCUGCCACCCGCCCGACGAAACGCCCGCGACGCCGGCUCCGGCUUCCGACCCAUCGGCGGCCUCGGCCGUGGCCCCGGCCGGGGACUCGGACCCGACGGGCGGCGGCCCCCGCGCGGGGGACGUGGCGUCCGCCCCGUUAGAGUCGGUGGAGCAGGCGCCGCCCGGGGGGCGGCAGAACUUCCUGCUGCUGGGGGUGCUGGUGUUCAUGUUGGGCGUGCUGAGCGCCUUCGCCGGCGCCGUCAUCGACGGCGACACCGUGUCGCUUGUGGAGAGGAAGUACUCGCACUACUGCCUGCUGCAGCCCGGCGGCGCGGCCCGCCCGCGGAGCAGCCCCGCAGUCCCCGACGGUUCCGCCGCGGCGCUCCGCUGCCAGAAGCUGCGGGACUACCAGCAAGGCUUGGUGCUCUCCACCGUCUUCAACGCACUUGAGUGCCUCCUGGGCCUGCUCAACCUGCUCCUCGUAAAGAACUACAAGGCCUCGCAGCAGCGCGGCCGGCGGCGCCGGCGGCGGCGAGCGGCCCCGACGGCCGCGGCAGCAGCGGGCGGGCGCCGGCGGCGGAGACGGGGCGGCAGCGGCGGGCGGCGGGCGCCGCGCCACAGCCAGGGCUCCUUCUUCUCCGGCGGCGACGCCGAGCUCAGCCCCGGUGAUUGCCCCUUCCAGGCCGUCUCCUACAUCAACGUGGGCGUUUUCCACGUCCUUGACGAGGCCGGCGUGGAGGUGCACUGCGGUGGUCAUCCCUCAGUCGAGCUGCCAGGCUACUCGCCUAUGGACCCCGAGCUCAACGCCUCCUACCCCUACUGCUACCCGCUGCCCAGCGAGCAACCCCCCGCAUACGAGGAGAUCUACCCCGGCGAGCACUGCGCUCACGGCACCUAGCGCCGACUGCCGGCGGGACGCCUUGCGGCCCCCGGGGCUCCCAGUUCGCCGUGACAGCCGGGAGCGGGACCAGGAGGACUCGGGGGCGACCCUUGCACGACCAACGGGAUGGCCUCGGCACAGCGGGCCGCGGGCGGGCUACCGCCGUGCCUGUGGCUCUGCGGAAGUUUCUUCUCCCUCCUUCCCUGCUUUCCCCUUUUCCCCCUUCUCUCCCUCACACCGACCUUAUGGCCGUCUCUCUGUCGGUUCUUCCGUCCACCGGCGGCUGAAUUUUCCACAGGCUGCGCAAGAAACACCUAAGGGUUGGUUCCUCCCGCCACCUCUCCUCGAUAGCCAAGUUUAGUUCCCUUCAAGUGAUUCAUCAUUCUCCAGCUUUAGCAGUCCAGAGUUACCCAUUUAUGAUAACCAGCCAGUGUAAGGAAAAGGUGUCAUGAAGCUUCUUUACCUCUCAAAAGAGCUAAAUUUCUAAACAACGCAGAGACAUUGUGUCACGUUUACCAGAGGUGUUUUGGGGAUCUUUAACGUUUACACUACUCCUUGGGAGAAUUGAGUUCUGUUUUAAGGUUUAGUGAGCUAAAACAUUUGUUGGUCUCGUAGGAUGCACAUUGAGAAAAACCUGCACUUUGAAAAAGAAACAGGAAAAAAAAUCAACAACGUUUUGUACACUAACGUGCCUGCUUUUGUUCAUAACUUCUUACUGUAAAAGCUUUCAGAAGUCUGUAGAAAAAAUGUUUGGUAAAUUCACUGCAGUUUAAAAUUGAUUAUUAGUUCCUUUACUAAAACAACUGAGAUGUUGCUAGGAUAUGGCAGAUAAAAGGAAGUCCAAAUGUCAUACACGUUCCUUUUUGUAAACAGGUUCUGUGUUUUUAAUGCAAGGCAGGAUUUCUUUUUGUUUUACACAAGUGAAGCGUUUAAUUCUAUUUUGUACAACUACAUGGUUUACCUUUUAAAAAGUUCCAUUUUACCUGUUAGAAUUCAUUGAUCUGGUACGCUUGAAUAUUAAAAGUUUUAUUUGAAAUACAUAUAUAUUGUGAAACAGCCUUAACUGGUGCCAUGGUCACAGUUUUAAAGGAGAAAAAAAAAAGAUAAACCGUCUUGGAAGACAUCUUCCACAUGUGUUUUCAAAAUUUUAUUUAUACUCCUAUUACAAAGCAAGAAUUUUCUUUUUUGUUUUUUAAAAAAGGCCACUUUAAUUCCUGAAGGGGGAUGGAGGGGAGAUAAUGGGAUUAUAUGCUGUUAACUCUUUCUGAACAUAGAGGUAUUAAAAAGGCUUUCUGCAAAGAGGAAAAACUGCUAAAUCCUCCUUUUGGAUUGUGCUGUGCAAUGCCAGUACCACAUAGUGUGAGAACGUGCUAAUUAAAGAGAAGCAGGUAUGGCAUAUUUUAUUACAACAUUCAAGAACGUGUAAAGGUUUAAUGUCAUCUUGCACAAAGAACCAAAAAGCAGCUUUUCAUACUGCAUUUGGUUCAGUGCCUGUUUCCCCAGUUAUGCCAUAUGGAAAUUAAGUAUAACCUUUCUGUUAACCUUUGUUUGGAGCCUGCUGCAUAAUGCCAGUGUAUCAGCUACCCAGAAAGAGAGUUAAGAGAAUGCAAAGUUACAGUGUAUUUCUGUGUUCUGUGGAAAACUAUUUUUAAAUUUUUAGCUGCAGAGAGACUGACGUAAUUUGCAGCCUUAGAAGUGGAGAGAGGAGAUUUUAGCCUAUUCAAAUCUCUCUGCACUGUUUUGAUUUCUAAAGUGUUUUGACUUGUGCACUUUGCAUAAUCUAAAAUGCAGGAUGCCUUAGAAGUUUUAAAAUUGCAACUUGUUUGUCUGUGAAGCUCACAAUUAAGGCUCUAAUCUAAAGACAGUUAAAAGCAGCAGUUGGUCAUUUGUAGGUCUAAACAGCAGAAAUUUAAAAUACAGAUUACCUUGUGCAAAAUGCCAGCCUAAAACAUAUGCCCUAGCUAAAUCACAUUUUAGUUCUGAAGACUGGUUUUGUGCUUGGCUUUCUGCAGAUGGACUUCCCUAGCCCGUUACAGGGAAAUGACUGGGAAGUCUUGUAAUCUUUGCCUGUUAGUAAUUUAGGCACAAAACCAGUCCUGUAACAUACUGUAUUGCUCAUCCAGCUGAGAUUUUGCAAAAUGAUUAUCUAAAGCAAGCCAAAUCCUUCUGUAGGUCUCGGAUGAGUUUGUGAGAUGGCAUAGUGCCCUGUACUGAAUUAAAUGGGAACAACAGGGCUGCAGGGUGAUUUUGAAAAACAGACCAGCUAGGUGCCUACAUACAAAUGCAGAAGUAUAACAGUAGAUGUUUGCUUUAAAAAAAAUUGGCUAUACACAUUGUAAUUCAUGAAAGCUGUAUUUUAGUUUUACUUAAGGCAUUGAUUUUUGACAUAAAAAUACAGUAUUUUACUUAAGAUAAAUACUUUAGGAAUUAUGAACUAGAAAAUUCUGAGACUCCAGAUGUUCCAAAGAUCAGUGCUCAGGGAAAUAAAUGGAAAGUUAAGAAAGCUACCUAUUAUACUCAAUUGUUUCAAUGUAAACAAUUUUAAACUACAAAUUUUUAAGAUUGUUAAAUUCAUAACUUUUUUUUUUGUGCAUGUGUAUGCGUGUGUGUGUGUUUGUAUUUAAGUCUAUUCAGAAGGCCAUUGCAUUAGAUAUUUAUUUGUGGCUCUGUUUCAGUUCCCGAAUUUCUGCUUUCCUUCGUUUGGGCUUUUAUCCCCUGUAAAAUUUAAUUUAGUGGUGGACAGAUUGCCAGAAUAAUGUCCAAAUUGGACUCGCACAGAAGCCAGUAGGCAUCUUUUCUUUGACUUUGGUGGGUCUGGGCACAAAUGAUACGUAAUGCCUACUCUAAAUAAUCUUUGAAGUAAUAUUGAUCUUCUGGCAUGACAGGAUGCAGCAGUGGCAUACUAUUUCUCAGCUAUUUAUCAUUUGUAUGGACAGCAGUAUUAAAGGAAGUCACCUAUGGUAUUACACACAUUUAAAAAAAAAUGGGAAAAAUAAGGCAGACAAAUUGACCAAACAAGCCAUGUUUUCUUAAAGACGGUAUUUCAGGUGUCUGGUGACUAACUUUUCUGAUAAAACACCACAUGUAUUUUUUUCUCAGUGAGAAUAAACUUAUAGAUACAGGAUACAAGAUGAAGCUUCACAAGCAUGAUUGCAGUAUUGUGAAGCCAUUUUUAGUAAACCUGAAUCAUCACUCUAUCUUCUGAGCAAUAAUGUUAGAGUGUAUAAACUGUACUGUGCUGAAAUUGAAAAUAGGCUGGUGUGGGAAGUAUCAGAGCGUAGGUUAAUUACCUGAGAAGACUCAUACUGUUCCUUUAUUUUCCAGUCCCUGUCACAUGAUUGUCAAGGCAAAUGCAAGCCUGAUCGAUUCACAUCACUGAAGGAUGUUAACUGCAAGGCUUUUGCCUUAAGUAGUAAAAACAGGGAGAAUGAAAGAGAAACAUCAUGUAUGUGCUAUCAAAUCUCCAUUUUGCUUAACUGAAGUAAUGACAAGACGCUUUUUGCUCCACAGUUGCUUGUUUUAAUUUGCUCACAGCUUUACUUGCAUCUGUUCAAACAGAGGGAAGAGUAGACGCAAUACUACUGUUUUGGUCACAGUGGAGCACUGAUUUGGUAGCAGACUGCUCCCAGCUUUCCUGUCCCUUUUGCAGGUAAUAGCAGCUAGUCAAGGGAUAAAACAGUGGGAAAUCAGGUCUGCUGUCUUUGAUGGAAUAGUAUUUGCCUUCAUGUGGAAAAAAUGUAUUCCCACCAGCCUAUUGGCAAUUCACAUGAAUUAUUUUCACACUCCAACAUCUUUGCUUAAAUCUGUUACUUAUACUUUGCAUUGUAAUUGACAGACAGAAUAUAUGUGAAUCUAAAAAUAAGAAAAAAAUUAUUUUAGAGGGAAAUUGUAUUAAAGUAGUACAGAUUUUGCUCAAAAGUUUGAUUUCACUGUAGGACUUCUUUAGUUCACCAAAAAGCGCUAUGGUGGCUGGUAUAACUUAGAUAUUUCAGACAUACUGUUCAAUCAUCAGAAAAGGUUCCUGAAUCUUCACAUGAAAACGACAAUCUGUUUCUGCUUUUGGGCAUAGUACAUAUGAAAACCUUUUCUUCAUUUUGCCAUCUGAUGCAAGAUUGAUCCUCAAGAAAAUGUCAGUAAUUGAUCUUGUAAUUUUAGGAUCAAUAAAAUAUGUUUUAAAGCACAGCAUAUCCUAUAAGAAAAGCCUAAUGCUCUUCAUUUAAUAGUCUUCAUUGUCCUAAACAGAUGUACACUUUCAUUACAAAACCAUGUUUUUCAGGGACUUACGGUUUGUACAAGUGGAAUCCUGACAUAAAAUUCCAGAUUUUACCAUGAAGUCAAGUCUGUUUCUUUAAGUUAGCUGUUUCUCGGUUACAUAAUGUUCCAACAUUUUAGACAAAUGCCAUUGGUAAAAAAUCUAGAUCUGUUAAUUUCAUAUGAUGAUACUCUUUAAGUGUGCUAAAGUUACCUCUCCUUAAUACAGGCUUAUAUUUCCAACUAAAA
Molecule: messenger RNA, 5787 nt
Organism: Columba livia (rock pigeon)
Lineage: Eukaryota; Metazoa; Chordata; Aves; Columbiformes; Columbidae
Gene: TMEM271
Product: transmembrane protein 271
Exons: 1
Coding region: 217-1305 (362 amino acids)
Source: RefSeq, a predicted model, not a curated record